Quercus robur (English oak) is the source of this 543-nucleotide messenger RNA. RefSeq lists its product as uncharacterized. The record is from RefSeq and is a predicted model, not a curated record. The transcript has 2 exons. Lineage: Eukaryota; Viridiplantae; Streptophyta; Magnoliopsida; Fagales; Fagaceae. The coding region runs from base 1 to 543 and encodes 180 amino acids.
AUGAUUCAACCGCACGAUGAUGCUUUGGUGGUAACAACUCAGAUAAAUGGUUUUAUAGUAAAGAGGGUAAUGAUAGAUCAAGGGAAUGGUGCCGAUGUGAUGUAUCCUGACCUGUUCAAGGGGCUUAGGCUAAAGAAUGAAGAUCUCUCAAAGUACGAUACUCCCCUGGUCGGGUUUGAUGGCCGGGUGGUAAUCCUAGAGGGGCAGAUUUCGCUCCCUGUGAAUAUGGGAGGUAAGGAAGUAGUGGUAAUAUUUGUAGUGGUUGCUUCAUUUUCUCCGUAUACGGCGAUCGUAGGGAGGCCAUGGAUUCAUGCAAUGGGGGCAAUACUGUCCACCCUGCAUGUGAAGAUCAAAGUCCGCACCGAGCAAGGCGUCGCUAUAGUAGGGGCGAGUAUAAGGGAUGAGGACAGGGUAGAGAUGCUGCUGUUUCUUAUGCAGAAUGUGGAUAUGUUUGCUUGGAGCCCGUAUGAGGUGCACAGGGUGGACCUUGAGUUCAUAGUUCACAAGCUUAACAUGGACCCGUUGUUCCCUCCUAAGAAGUAG